AUGAAGCGAAGGUCAGAGCAAACUAAAUCAAAUCAAACUAAAAUGGGCAACAUUUCGGCAAAAACGCUGGGCAAAAAAAGCAAGAACAAGUUCCGCGUUUUGAUGGUCGGCCUGGACGAAUCUGGCAAAACGACGAUUCUUUACCGACUGAAGAUGUAUGAAACGUAUAAGACCGAGCCGACGAUCGGAUUCAACGUUGAAGAGUUCUCCAAUCAAAACGGUAAAAUCUCGAUGAACAUUUGGGAUCUGGGCGGAAAGAAGCAUCUCAGACGACUUUGGCGACAUUAUUAUCCUGGAACUCAGGGAGUGAUCUUUGUAUUCGACUCUUCCGACGAUGAACGUUACGAUGUUGCUCGAAAAGAGUUCAUAAAAAUUAUGAACGAUCGCGCGAUGAAAGACUGUAGCCAAGUACUCGUCUUUGCCAACAAACAGGACGCGAAAAACGCAGUGCAGCCAGAAGAUUUGCCAGAGUUUCUUGGGCUCGACACGAUGCAAAACGUAAAUUGGCUUGUUCAACCUUCCUGUGCAAUCACUGGCGAUGGCCUGGAACACGGACUCGAUUGGAUGACAAAAUCCUUUACCCAACUUCACCGCGAGAAAAAACGAGCUCAACUACGAAGCGGUCAGCCAAGAAUGCCAAGAAGAAGCACUCCCGUCAGAAAUGCUCGCCAUGCCGUCUACUGA
Messenger RNA from Oikopleura dioica, 684 nucleotides. Lineage: Eukaryota; Metazoa; Chordata; Appendicularia; Copelata; Oikopleuridae. The record is from the annotation of a GenBank genome assembly.